AUGAAUCCAAAACAACUGGGUGGCGAAAAUGUGGUGAACUCGGAAAACAAUGUUGGCCAGAAAGAAAAGAAAUUUAGAGCUAGCCGCAAGCGGUCCCUUGUUUGGGUUCACUAUGACUCAUUUGUCAACCAGAAAGGAGAGCAUAAAAGUAAGUGCAGAUACUGUUCUAAAGAGUAUUUUUCUAAUACUAGAGUUCAUGGAACCAGCACUCUACGUGGUCAUCUAAGGGUCUGCGAACAGUAUCCGGGGAAUAAGUCGACUGGUCAAACUAGUUUAACUAUUCAAAUUGGGGAUGGUGAUGAUGAUAGGAGGAUGAUUGGUUGGAAAUUUGAUCAGCAAUCAAUCAGGAAGGCGUUAGCAUACAUGAUUGUUGUUGAUGAGCUUCCAUUCAAAUUUGUCGAGGAUACUUGGAUGUCUGUUCAAAGGAUAAACUAUAUGUCUCUUACUGCUCACUAUGUCGAUAAUGACUGGAUAUUAAGAAAAAAAGUCUUAAACUUUUGUCCAAUUUCUAGUCAUUGUGGCGUCGAUAUUGGAAAAGCAGUAGAGAUGUGUCUGAUAAAAUGGGGAAUCGAGUCUAAUGUGUUCACAAUCACUGUUGAUAAUGCCACCGCUAAUGAUGUAGCUGUUGCAUAUUUGAAAAGUAAGUUUGCAAACUGGGAGAAAUGUGUGUUAGAAGCAAAAUGGUUACAUGUCCGAUGCAUUGCUCAUAUCAUGAAUCUCAUUGUCCAAGACGGUUUAAGUCAUAUAGGGAAGUCUGUUGAUCGUGUUAGGGUUGCUGUCAAAUAUAUACGACAAUCCCCUCAAAGGCUAAGGAAGUUUAAAGAAUUUGCUGGGAUUGAGAAGUGCCCGAGCACUAAGACAUUGAUUCUAGAUGUCCCUACUCGUUGGAACUCAACUUAUAUGAUGUUGGAAACUGCUCAGACUUAUGAAAGGGCAUUUGCUAGAUAUGAUAGUGAGGAUCGACAUUAUAGAGAUGAUCUGGAGAAAACUGGUGUGCCUGAAUCAUCUGAUUGGGCAAAUGUUAGGCGACUGGCUAGGUUUUUGCAACACUUUUAUGAUCUCACUCUAAAAGUGUCAAGGACACGUUAUGUCACAUCUAACACUUUCUUGGAUGAUAUAACCUCCAUUGAUGCUGUUUUAAAGAGUUGUAUUACAGGUGUUCGUGAUUCAGGUUUGGUUGAGAUGGCAAAGCUCAUGAAAUCCAAGUAUGACAAGUAUUUUGGAAGUAUUGAUAAAUGUAACAUGUUAACACUCGUUGGUUCAAUGCUUGAUCCCACUCGUAAGAAAGAGUACAUGGAAGUGUUGCUUGUUGAUGUGUAUGGAGAUUUAGAAGGGACAUCCAUGAGUGGGAUGAUAGAAGAUUUCUUGUAUGAAAUUUAUGAAGAUUAUGUAAGAAUCCAUACCCCGCCAGACUCGCCUACCAAAUCCCAGGCUUCUGGCUCUUCAGCAUCAAUGGACAAACGUUCCACACCUACUGUUAUGGAGCCAUCGAUCAUGUUAAAGCCAAAGGUGAGAAUGGAGAUGAAGCGAAGAAAAACUGAAAAUGGAUUUAGAGACUCAAAAUCCGAGCUGGAUAAGUAUUUGAAAGAGGACACCGAAGAUGAGUCCGAAGGGUUUGAUGUUUUGAGCUGGUGGAAGCUAAACAGCCCGCGAUUUCCAAUCUUGUCUUUGGUUGCUAGAGAUGUGUUGGCAAUUCCCAUUUCAACUGUGGCUUCUGAAUCUGUUUUUAGUACAAGUGGGAGGGUUUUAAAUGCUUUCAGGAGUUCCCUAACCCCUGCUAUUGUUGAGUGUUUAAUCUGUACACAAGAUUGGCUUCGUUCAACUGCCAUGCCGGUGGAUGUUGCUGAAAAUUGGGAAGAGCUUAUACAAGUUGAAGAAGAGCUUUUGCAAGCUGUUUGA
Molecule: messenger RNA, 1899 nt
Organism: Erigeron canadensis
Lineage: Eukaryota; Viridiplantae; Streptophyta; Magnoliopsida; Asterales; Asteraceae
Product: zinc finger BED domain-containing protein RICESLEEPER 2-like
Exons: 4
Coding region: 1-1899 (632 amino acids)
Molecular function (GO): protein dimerization activity; DNA binding
Source: RefSeq, a predicted model, not a curated record